Messenger RNA from Bufo bufo (common toad), 2544 nucleotides. It is a transcript of the gene ST3GAL2, whose product is annotated as ST3 beta-galactoside alpha-2,3-sialyltransferase 2. NCBI's taxonomy places the organism in Eukaryota, Metazoa, Chordata, Amphibia, Anura, Bufonidae. Bases 651 to 1712 code for a protein of 353 amino acids. The record is from RefSeq and is a predicted model, not a curated record. The transcript is spliced from 8 exons. Gene Ontology annotation, molecular function: beta-galactoside (CMP) alpha-2,3-sialyltransferase activity.
CUACAGCACAGAAAACCUCCUGCAUAUGCACCAACCUAAUAGCAGCAAAUACCCGGUGGAUUCUGGAUCAGGAGAUGAAACCUGGAGCUGCCAGGAGCGCACCCUGUAAUUAUUAGGACUUGCAUCGUCCUGCCCCGUCUCCCUCCCAGACUCUGGAGGAUUCUUCACUGAGAUCAGUCACUUCUGACAAGUGGCCACCCUUUGUAAUCAGACUUCUGUAGCCCAGGAGGAUCCUGGCAGUUCCCGAACUAUCUUGCCGUGUGAUAAGUGUAUCCAGCUAUUAAUACUGCAGUAGGUGCGGUUUCCUGUCCCGGAUGGAAGGUUCUAGUCGCAUGGGAGCAGUCAUGGGUUUCAAGAAAAAUAAUUACCGGUGAUGUUGCCAUGAGAUGUGGUGGUGACGCUCGGUGACUGGUUGGGAGGCGCCAAUCCCUGCAGUGUGGACUUCAUGUUGAUAGCGCAGCAGGCGUGUGGUGGAGGGGCUGAAGACAGAGAUAAAUGUACGGAUCUGCUGGCCCCAGGUCCCGUAGCUGACUCUUACUCACAUCGGCACAUGGUUCUCGCUUUCUCCAGUGUCAGCUGCCAGCCCUCCUAGGUGUGCCAGGGUGGAGGCCCAUGCUGUGGAUCUGUGGGACUGGGGGUCCCUGGGAAGGAUGAGGUGCUCCCUGCGAAUAUGGCUUCUCAGCACCUCCGUUCUGCUCUUCAUCAUGUCUCUCCUCUUUACCUUCUCUCACAAUGGAACGGAGGCCCCGCUGUACUCAGAGCUGGGGGGAUGGGCAUCAGCAGAUGGGCACCCGGUCCGGCUCGUGCCAGGUUACCCCGGGGUGAGGCAUCGCCCCCCUGCUCCUCAUCUCUCCAAGGACUGUGCCUGCCGCCACUGCCUGCGCCAACCUGGGCAUUCCGCCUGGUUCGACGGUCACUACGAUGCGGCCAUCUCUCCUGUGUGGACCCUGGAGAACCUGGAGCUGCCAGCCGAUGUCCAGCACUGGUGGAUGAUGCUGCAGCCUCAGUUCCGGUCACAGAACACCCUGGAGGUCCUGACUCAUCUUUUCCAGAUCAUUCCUGGGCACAACCCCUACAAGCUACAGGAUCCCCUUUUGUGCCAACGCUGUGCUGUGGUUGGAAAUUCCGGCAACCUGCGAGGAUCUGGCUACGGAAAAGACAUCGACAGCCACAGCUUCAUUAUGAGGAUAAACCAGGCUCCGACACUUGGCUUUGAGAAUGACGUUGGCUCCAGAACCACCCACCACUUCAUGUACCCAGAGAGUGCAAAGAAUCUGCCUACCAACGUCAGCUUCGUGCUGGUGCCGUUUAAAGCUCUGGAUCUCCUGUGGAUCACCAGCGCGCUCUCUACCGGGCAGAUCCACUUCACAUACGCCCCGGUGAAGGCGUUCCUGCGGGUGGACAAGGAUAAGGUUCAGAUCUACAAUCCAGCGUUCUUUAAAUACAUCCAUGACCGCUGGACGGAGCAUCAUGGCCGCUACCCCUCCACCGGCAUGCUGGUCCUGUUCUUCGCCCUCCAUGUCUGUGACGAGGUGGAUGUUUUUGGUUUUGGUGCAGACAGUCGGGGAAAUUGGCAUCACUACUGGGAAAACAACCGCUACGCCGGUGAAUUCCGCAAAACUGGCGUCCAUGAUGCAGACUUUGAGGCGCAGCUGAUUGACACACUUGCCCGGGAGGAAAAAAUCAAGGUGUACGGUGGGCAGUCUCUGUAAGCCCCGCCUACAUUUCAUAGACCGCAGAGGUCCCGCCCCUCCAGAACUGGUCAAGCCGCUAUUUUUCUAGAGUCUCGCCCUGAUGGCGGCUUCAGAGUUCGACUUUUGUAAUAUCGGAUUCUGCCUCCAGCGUGGAUUUGGGGGUGACCAGACGGGGUGCCCUCCAUGUGCACUGACGAUGAGAAGACUACGUAUUACUCCGUGCUGUAUCCCCCCCGAGCAGCCUCCUGGCACUGACAAUCUCCUGUGACGUACGCCUUGUUCAAUCCUCUUCUUGCAUCAGCCAAUCAUGUUUGAGACAUUUUCUGACCCUGUGGUCAUGAGCUGCUCCGACCCCUGGGGGUCAGCACUGAGUCCUGGGGCUCCCUUCCUAGUGCCACCGUCUGCUUGCUGUCAGUGAAUAGAGCGGUUCUCACACAGGAUUGUCUGUGUACAAUGUAACAAGAACUCAGCCGUGAGCGCAGGACAAGGUCAGGAUGGUGUUUUAUAAUAAGCUUUCUCUUAUGCUGACAGCAAGCAGAGAUAUUGAAGACUAUGGAGCUGAAACAUAUCAGAAGAUUGCAGAACUUUGCUAUCCACAUAAAUCGAUCCCUUAGUUUGUGGGUGCGGUGAUCACCCCACUUCUUCCCCCCAGUAUUCGGUGAUGGGUGCAGUCCUAUCGCCUCCUCUUUUUUUACCCUCCUCCGCCCUUUUUACAUGGCUGCGUGUGGAGCCAACUUCUGAGCUGACAAUGGACUAAAUGUUUUGGGGUUCCUGCACAUGACGGAGGCUGGUGACGCCAUCAUGAUCGGUCGUACAAGAUGUCCGCCUGCACAGAGGGCCACACAAGGGU